AUGGGCAACAUCUUCGGGAACCUGCUGAAGAGCCUGAUCGGGAAGAAGGAGAUGCGGAUCCUGAUGGUGGGGCUGGACGCCGCAGGGAAGACCACCAUCCUCUACAAGCUGAAGCUGGGGGAGAUCGUCACCACCAUCCCCACCAUAGGGUUCAACGUGGAGACAGUGGAGUACAAGAACAUCAGCUUCACCGUGUGGGACGUGGGUGGGCAGGACAAGAUCCGGCCCCUCUGGCGGCAUUACUUCCAAAACACCCAGGGGCUGAUCUUCGUGGUGGACAGCAACGACCGGGAGCGAGUGAACGAGGCACGGGAGGAGCUCAUGCGGAUGCUGGCGGAGGACGAGCUGCGGGAUGCCGUCCUCCUUGUCUUCGCCAACAAGCAGGACCUGCCCAAUGCCAUGAACGCAGCGGAGAUCACAGACAAACUGGGGCUGCACUCCCUGCGCCACCGUAACUGGUACAUCCAGGCCACCUGUGCCACCAGUGGGGAC
Molecule: messenger RNA, 492 nt
Organism: Charadrius vociferus (killdeer)
Lineage: Eukaryota; Metazoa; Chordata; Aves; Charadriiformes; Charadriidae
Gene: ARF3
Product: ADP-ribosylation factor 3
Exons: 4
Biological process (GO): intracellular protein transport; vesicle-mediated transport
Cellular component (GO): cytoplasm; plasma membrane
Molecular function (GO): GTPase activity; GTP binding
Source: RefSeq, a predicted model, not a curated record